AUGGGAGGGCAAUGUUUCCCAUUUGUGGCACAUGUGAUAAGAGGAAAAUGGUUUGCGUUUUAUGCAGCAAUGAUGGUGAUGAUCGGGUCGGGAACAUCCUACGUCUUUAAUCUCUACAACCAAACGAUUCAAGAUAAUCUUGGAUAUGACGAAGUUGGAAUGAGUACAAUAGAUUAUUACAAAGUUGUUGGAACAUGGCUGGCGGUUUUCAAUGGCCUCAUAGUUGAGCUCAUACCAGCAUGGUUUGGGCUCUUCCUCGGCGCAACCAUGAACUUCGGCGGCUAUUUUAUGGCAUGGCUUGCUGUCACGAGAUGGAUUUCUCGCCCAAAAGUUUGGCAAAUGUGCCUUUAUUUGGCGGUGGCAACCAACUCUCCAAACUUUUCAGGCACAAUAGCCAUGGUCAAUUCUAUCAACAACUUCCCGAUGAAUCGAGGUGUUAUUAUUGGUCUACUCAAGAGUCUGGUGGGGCUUAGCGGAGCUACCAUGAGCCAACUUUACCAUGGUAUAUAUGGAAAUGAUGCCAAGGAUCUUAUUCUUCUCUGUGCAUGGCUCCCAGCCUCAGUAUCAAUCAUAUUUAUGUUCACAAUUAGGAAUAUUGCGAAGAUUGGAAGGCAACCCCACGAGCUCAAGGCGUUCCUUAAUAUCUUUUAUUUAACCAUUUUACUUGCCCUUUUUCUCAUGGUCGUGAUUUUGCUUGAGAAAUACAUGAUUGAUAUGACACAAGCAGCAACCCAUACAAAAUGUGCCAUUACCAUGACUGUCACUACCUUGCUCCUCCUCCCGCUCAUUUUUGUCGUUAAAGAAGAAGCUGCCAUCUGGAAACGGGUAACGGUUGAGAAACUGCCACAAGUAUCAAUAUUGCCUGCAGAUUCUUCUUCUAUUCAGCCGAAAGAAAAUUCUUUUGCAAAUAUCUUGAUAAACAAACCAGAAAGAGGAGAAGACCACACCAUUUUGCAAGCAAUUCUAAGCGUAGACAUGUUGUACAUCUUACUAGUUACGCUAUGUGGAUACGGGCCAGCAUUAACAUUCAUAGAACAGUUACGGCCCAUUGGGGUGGCGCUUGAAUAUCACGAACGACUAAUACAAUCCAUCAUAACGCUAACAACUAUAUGGAAUUAUUAUGGGAGGGUCUACUCUGGGUUUGUCUCUGAACUCUUGCUCACGAAAUGGAAACUUUCCCGAUCGAUUAUGAUGUCAGUUAUUCUUCUUCUGGAAUGCAGUGGGUUAAUCCUAGUGGCCUUCCCAAAAAUCCCCGGCACAUACUACGUGGCAUCAGUGAUCAUUGGGUUUUCAUUUGGUUCACAAGUAUCAAUAAACUUGUCAAUGACUUCUGAGUUAUUUGGCCUCAAACACUAUGCUACGUUUCUCAACUUUAUACAAACCUUAGUUCCAUUGAGCUUAUAUCUAAUGAAUACAAAGCUUACCAAAGUCCUUUAUGCAAGAGAGGCAACCAAGUAUAUACCUCCGGGAAUAGAUCCAUCAACUUUGAAGGAUCUCACUUGCACGGGACAACACUGUUUCAUGGUACCCUUCUCCAUUUUGGCUGCCAUUGCUUUCAUUGGAGCUCUUGUCUCUCUCCGAUUUGCAAGGAAAACACGAGAAUUUUACCAAGGUGACAUAUAUAAACGGUUUAGAUUUGCAACAUAA
Messenger RNA from Corylus avellana, 1647 nucleotides. RefSeq names its product protein NUCLEAR FUSION DEFECTIVE 4-like. The record is from RefSeq and is a predicted model, not a curated record. Gene Ontology annotation, cellular component: membrane. Lineage: Eukaryota; Viridiplantae; Streptophyta; Magnoliopsida; Fagales; Betulaceae.